Messenger RNA from Aspergillus steynii IBT 23096, 924 nucleotides. RefSeq names its product autophagy-related protein 27. The coding region runs from base 1 to 924 and encodes 307 amino acids. The transcript has 3 exons. The record is from RefSeq and is a predicted model, not a curated record. Lineage: Eukaryota; Fungi; Ascomycota; Eurotiomycetes; Eurotiales; Aspergillaceae.
AUGCGGGUAUCCUCCGCCCUCUCCUCCGCCGCCCUCCUCUUCUCCGGCCUCGCCUCCGCCCGCGGCUUCGACUGCAAGGACAUCGUCGUCGACAAAUACAAAUAUAACCUCAAUCCGCUGGGCGGAGUGCACGUCCUGUACGAUAACAACGUGACGGAAUCCUCCUCGGUCAACACCACCUAUGUGCUGAACAUCUGCGGGAUCCUGAAGGGGGCGUCGAACCGGGAUGGGAUGAAAUGCGGCACUUCGAAGAACAUCUGCGGCUUCGAAAAAACACAUUUCCCCGACGGCGCCGAAACCAAGAAACCCUUCCCCAUCGCCGGCCUGGAACCCGGCGGCCACGGCUCCAUGGAGCCGCAGAUCACGCGGCUGAAAUCCGACGACUCCGACCGCGAGGGUCUCCGCGUGAAGCUGUCCGGCGGCAGCUACGAGAACGCCGACGGCAAGAAGAAGAAGGCCGGCGCCGUCAUCGAGUUCCAGUGCGAUCCCGACCGGUCGGGAUUGGAAGGCCUGGAGUCGACGAAGGACGAGGAGAUGCGGCGUCGGGAGGAGGCCGGCGACGCCCAGGAUCAGCAGAGUCUGCAGUUUAAGAGCUUUGGGCUGGCGGAUGACGACUCGUAUGUGUUGCGCUUGGACUGGAAGACGCGCUAUGCGUGCGAUAACUACGUCGAUGAUAAGGAGGGCGAUUCGUCGAGUCAUUGGGGGUUUUUUACUUGGUUGAUUAUUAUCCUCUUCCUCGUGAUCGCCGCCUACCUCAUCUUCGGCUCAUGGCUGAACUACAACCGCUACGGCGCUCGUGGCUGGGACCUGCUCCCCCACGGCGACACCCUCCGUGACGUCCCCUAUAUCUUCCAGGACUGGCUCCGACGAGUCAUCAACACGCUGCAAGGGUCCGGUUCCAGAGGAGGCUACAGUGCGGUGUAA